CUAUGUUUUGUUCUUCUCUUUUGUUUGUGGUGAACCAUUAACCCACUGAUUGUACAUAUUCUUUUGUAUGAGGAAGAAGCUUCCACAGAGUAAGUGUUACUUCUCUAUUUUCGAUGUUAUGUGGCACUGGAAUAGAGUAACUAUAUGUUGUUUUGAGAUGAAUUUGCUACUCUUAGGAGGAUGACCAAGCUUGGUAAUUCUCCAUGCAGGCCUCAGAGAAAGAAAGAAGAUUGUUAAUUAUAAUGCUUCUGAUUUGGGGUGGUGGAGCUGGUUCCAGCAAGUCUAAAGCUGCUCCUGCUUCCAAGUUCGCCAAGAAGUCCCAGGAUGACAAAACAGAGAGCAAACCAGAGGAUUCAAAUGUUAGCAGAGAAAAAGAGGAUAGCUCUGAAGAGGAAAACCUCAAAACCGUAGGUAAAUCAGCCGGUGCAAAAUCCAGAAGCAGCAAAGAGAUACCAAAAGCUGGAACAUUAAAGGACCAAGGAGACUCUGGCAAAUCCAAAGCUUCAUCCAAGAAAAAAGAAGAGCCGUCCAAGACUACAAUGAUGUCUUCAAAAUCCAAGUCAGGACCUGCAAAACCUUCAUCGGCCAAGGGCAAAGCAGCAAAAGGCAAGCAAAAUCUUCACCUUCCUCCAAGGGCAAGGAGAGCGUUGUGGAGUCUGAAGAAGAGACACUGAAGGCACCAGAACCAGC
Brassica oleracea var. oleracea is the source of this 690-nucleotide messenger RNA. RefSeq lists its product as uncharacterized. The transcript has 2 exons. The coding region runs from base 204 to 674 and encodes 156 amino acids. Lineage: Eukaryota; Viridiplantae; Streptophyta; Magnoliopsida; Brassicales; Brassicaceae. The record is from RefSeq and is a predicted model, not a curated record.